AUUUACGCCUAUGGUGCAGUACUCUACUGGCUAUGAUUUUAUCUGAAAUAAAAGUGACUGCCUGUGUUUCUAGAGUUUUAAGAACAGCUUGUGGGCAUGACUUCCCCCAGCAGCAGCAGCUGGAACUGUUUCCUGAGCUCAAAGGUCCUCCCUCUGCUUCAGUCGGAUAUUGCGUCGCCUGCGGAGGCUUUCCUGCUUCUCCGUGUCGGACCGGACCGGACCUGACAGGACCGCGAGAAAAAGUUCGUGGGCGUGUCCGGUCUCGCGGCAGUUUUCUGGGAACCAUGAAAGCCUCGCGCCCGGAGGGUUGAGGAGCUCGUGGCGAUGCGGAUGUUGGCGAAGUUCCUCUGUGCCUCAGUUCUCCUGCUCCUCUCCGCUCUCUACCUCCUCGGUUCAGUCAGACCCACCGCCAAGACGAACCCCCUUCCUGGGAAGAAGUACCGCCUCAUCUCCCCGCCUACCUACCGCUACCUCCUGAACCAGCCGCAGGUGUGCCUGGGCAGAAGUCCCUUUCUGGUCUUCCUGGUUCCGGUCGCGCCUCAAGAGGCAGAAGCCAGGCAGGCCGUGAGGAGGACAUGGGGGGCUCCAGGUAGGGACACUCUCACCCUUUUCUUCUCGGGGCUGUCAAAGGGGGCGCUGCUGUCACCCCUUCAGGGAGUCCUGGAGAAAGAAAGUCAGCAGCAUGGAGACAUCAUCCAGAUGGACUUCUUGGAUAGUUACCAGAACCUGACGAUAAAGACGGUGAUGAUGAUGAAGUGGCUGGCGGACCACUGCCCCAACGCCUCCUACGCCAUGAAGGUGGACUCUGACAUCUUUGUCAAUGUGUUUUACCUCAUCCAACGCCUCAGGAGCUCCCCCAGGGUGGGCUUCAUCACCGGGUCAGUGAUCCGGGAUGGCAUCCCCAGGAGGGACCCCAGCAGCAAGUGGUAUCUCUCUAAGGAGCUGUACCUCGAAGACAGCUUCCCGCCUUACGUGUCUGGAGCUGGCUAUGUGUUUUCCACAGACCUGGCUGCCAGGAUCUCCUGGGCCUCCAGGUUUGUGCGGGUGAUUCCUCUGGAGGACGUCUACGUGGGCUUGUGUCUGCGUGUGCUGGGGGUCCGGCCGGUGUACGCCUACAGUCUGCCACGCUUCAGGAAUCUUUUUGAGGUGCGAAAGCUGGAGUAUGACAGGUGCAUCUUUGCCGGACUCAUCAUUGUGAACAGGUUUAAGCCGUCAGAGCUGCUGCAAAUGUGGCAGGACUUUUCUGAAGGCCAGGCCGACUGCUGACCGCCUGCUGACAGCCUGCAGUGUUCGCUUCCCUGUGAAACCAACUAAUAGCUGGCUGGAAAGGAUAAAAGCCAUAAAAAAUUACGAUAAUCAUUGAAAUGUGUUGACAGCAGUUAUUGAAUGUCUCAAAAUAGAUUAAUGAAUGAUGAGGCGAACAAAAGCCAUUUUAAAUGAAUCCACUCCCAAGUUCCAGGAAUUGAAUUGCAUUUACUAACUUUUCACAGUGUGACUCAUUGUGAGACUGGUAAGUCAGCGUGCCUUCCUCCUGUUGCAGGUGUGUUUAUUUUACACCAAGCACUGGAACAAGGGUUCCUUUUAGAGAUGACCUACGACCUGUUGGAUAUCCUCCUAAUGAGGCGUGUGCCUUUUGUUUGGGUGUGAACCUGUGUUUAAGUGCCUGAUUGAUGGAUUACAGUCGAGUUCUGGGCCUCAUGGAAGAAUGUGUUCAGAUAGUUUCCUUUAUCAUCCGUUCUUCUCUGAAUUUAUUUGUCUUUGAUGUUUUUAUUCUCUAGUCGUGUGUUUGGAUUCUGAAUCCUUUCAGUGACUGUAACAAAAUAGACAGUCACUGAAAGAAAAAAAUAUACAUGAAAGGCUUAUUUGGAAUAAUAAUGAUGUGAAAUUCAACCUCAAAUACAUUCAACUGGAACAUCACCGAAUUAGUGAAAUACCCCUUUGGUUAAAGGUUAAAUGAGUCACAUUUCCUUACAGCUGACUGUGAGGAAAGCUUAGGAAAAUGACUUCAUUACAGUGAAGCGUCCUCUUGGUGGGUAGAAAUAGACACAUAGUUGCCAAACAAACCAAAAGUGGAGAGGAUUAAAAAAUGGCAGCUGGCGUGAAAAGACCAACACUCGCUCCAUUUGAUACAGAGCUGAACAAUAUAUAGAAACGCAGUUAUCAUCGCAGUAUCCGUGUGUACAGUACUGCAAAAAAAAAAGACUGCUCUGAUGCAAUAUUUAGGAGAAGUGUGAUGUGUUCUGUCUUUUAAUGCACACACCACAUCAGGCUCAAGGGGAAAUGUUCAAGACAUUGUGUGUGUGAUGGUGAAGAAACACACACAAUGUGUGUGAAGAAAGAAAAGUGACCUGCACAUGAGAGCUAAGACCAGGCUUAGACUUGCUGCUGGUGUAAAGUACAGCUGCUCAGCUUAUAAACUUGCAGUCACUAUCUCAGCUGAUUUAUGUGUUUGCUGCUUGGAUGCAAUAUAUGAUAACAUAUUAUAGUUUAGGUGGAAUUAAACUCUCCUCUUCAGUAAUAUAUUAGGUCAGUUGGAUGGUCUUUCAUUGUGUUUCAUUAACACACGUGAAAUAUGUCUUAGUAAGCAGGAUGCUAAAGCACAAGGAGAACAAUAAGGAGUUUGCGAUGAUGCAAAAGUAAGAAAUGAGUGAGGAAAAUAUAGCUUAAUCACAGUCAUUAUGAUUAUGGCAACAGGAAUAUCUCUGCUUCCUGCUUUUUUUUCAUAUCGUGCAGCGUCGAGGUUUACAAAAGUUUUUAAAAUCUCCGAUUUCAAGGCUGCUCACAUUUUCCGUACCUGUGGUUUGAAUCCUUUAGGAGCAUAAAGUGAUGUAGCGCUGCCCCUCCCCAACCAGUUGCUGUCCACUGCUAGUAAGCAGUAAAAGAUGUUUUUUUGUUUAUUUUAAACAACAAAAAACAAAUGUGACUGUCUGGAAAUAUUAAAACAAUUUGAUAUUAGAUAUAAAUGUUAAACAUUUAUAUUUCAAUGCAGACAGUUGGAGUCCCCAUAUAUUUAGUCUUUCUUGAAGCAGAGCUGAUUGAUAAACAUUGUUAUUCUUGCAUGAGGCCCAGCAUAUUAAAACAAUCUGAGAAAUUCUAUCUGUCAGAAUAGUAAUAUCAGGUUUGGUGCCUACAUUUGCAUUUACUGAAUAUUCAGAUGCUGUACUCACUGAGGUUUAUAAAAAUAACCAGCAGGUGGCGGUGUAAUCCAAAUGAUAAAAUGGAGAUUGCUGAUUCAUAUAAUUUGUUGGCCUGCAAGGAAGUUAUGCCUUUUGAUAGUUUAAUGAGAAGAAACAAAAAUAUGUUAUUGUGUGUGUGUGUGUGCUGUAAACCAAACUGCUUCAUGACUUUAUACCUCAGUGUUUUCAUCAUAUCACAUUCAGCUUCUUGGUGAAGGAACAUCAUCAUCUGUGAUUGGCUGCUGCUCUGCUCUGACCAGGAGGUCUGCUGAUAAAUGCUGUUUCCUAACUCACCAAAUAAAUGCCUCAGGAACAUUUUGAAACCAGUUUUCUUCUACAAGUUUCCGCCUUGGCAAAGUAAAGUUGUGUCUGGUUGAUAAAGAUAAGUGUAAAUAAAUGGAACUGUGCAUAAGU
Messenger RNA from Xiphophorus hellerii (green swordtail), 3590 nucleotides. RefSeq names its product beta-1,3-galactosyltransferase 2-like. The transcript has a single exon. NCBI's taxonomy places the organism in Eukaryota, Metazoa, Chordata, Actinopteri, Cyprinodontiformes, Poeciliidae. Gene Ontology annotation, cellular component: Golgi membrane. The coding region runs from base 325 to 1266 and encodes 313 amino acids. Gene Ontology annotation, biological process: protein O-linked glycosylation. Gene Ontology annotation, molecular function: N-acetyl-beta-D-glucosaminide beta-(1,3)-galactosyltransferase activity. The record is from RefSeq and is a predicted model, not a curated record.